AUGGAAAUGCACAAUCAUUGGUGCUCAGCAUCACUUUUUCUCAUUAUUUCUUGCUUUGUUGGGUUUCUUUCUUUUCCAGCUGAUGCAGCAGUGAAGAAGAAUCAAUUCGAUGUGGUUAAGAAUGUGAGCAGAUUGUGCUAUUCUAAACCAAUUGUUACAGUAAAUGGAACGUUUCCAGGACCUACUAUCUACGCUAGAGAAGGCAAUCGAAUUCUUAUCAAUGUCACAGACUACGCACAAUAUAACUUGUCUAUUAGUUGGCAUGGAUUGAAGCAAUAUCGAAAUGGUUGGGCAGAUGGACCAGCAUGCAUAACACGAUGCCCUAUAAAAACUGGACACAGCCACACUUACGAUUUUAAUGUCACUGGACAACGAGGAACUCUGUGGUGGCAUGCACAUAUUCUGUGGCUAAGAGCCACAGUUUAUGGUGCCAUUGUUAUUAUGCCUAAAGAAGGAACACCAUUUCCAUUUCCUCAGCCUUAUCAAGAAACUAAUAUAGUUCUGGGAGAAUGGUGGAAUUCGGAUGUUGAAACAAUUGUAAACCUAGUUAAUAAGUUAGGCUUGCCACCACAAACCUCUGAUGCUCAUAACAUCAAUGGGAAACCAGGGCCACUCUUCCCAUGUUCUGAGAAACAUACAUUUGCCAUGGAGGUGGAUUCCGGAAAAACGUACCUACUAAGGAUUGUCAACGCUGCACUUAAUGAUGAGCUUUUCUUUGCCAUAGCUGGUCAUAACAUGACUGUUGUAGAGAUUGAUGCAGUCUACGCGAAGCCAUUCACAACUCAAGCUAUUCUAAUUGCACCAGGUCAAACCACUAAUGUUCUUGUUAAAGCUGACCAAUCUCCAAGCCGAUACUUCAUGGCAGCCAGGCCUUUCAUGGAUGCUCCAAUUCCAGUAGAUAAUAAAACUGUUACAGCCAUUCUGCAAUACAAAGGCAUCCCAAACACAGUUCUUCCAACCUUGCCUCAAUUGCCUGCUCCGAAUGACACCAACUUUGAAUUAAGCUACACUAGUAAACUUAAAAGCUUAAACACCCCACAAUAUCCUGCCCAGGUCCCCCUUCAGGUUGAUCGCCAUCUUUAUUACACAAUUGGUUUAGGACAAAACCCAUGUCCCACUUGCCAAAAUGGCACAAAACUCACAGCUUCAUUGAACAACAUAACCUUUGUGAUGCCAAAGAUUGGACUCUUACAGGCUCAUUAUUUCAAUAUCUCCGGAGUUUUCAGAGCUGACUUCCCUGGCCGCCCUCCUGUUCCAUUCAACUACACCGGUGCACCUCUUACCGCCAACCUUGGCACUUCAUUAGGAACAAGGCUGAGUAAGGUGGCUUUCGAUUCCACCAUUGAAUUAGAGUUGCAGGACACAAAUCUUCUUUCAGUAGAGUCACACCCGUUUCAUCUUCAUGGUUACAAUUUCUUUGUUGUUGGAAGUGGAAUUGGGAACUUUGAUCCCAAGAAAGACCCGGCUAAAUUCAACUUAAUUGAUCCUCUUGAAAGAACUACAGUUGGAGUUCCAACAGGAGGAUGGACUGCUAUCAGAUUCAGAGUUGACAAUCCAGGUGUUUGGUUUAUGCAUUGUCACCUUGAGCUGCACACUAUGUGGGGAUUGAAGAUAAUGGAAUUUGUUGUGGAGAAUGGAAAGUCGCCGGAGGAAUCCAUUUUAUCACCACCAAAGGACCUUCCACCCUGCUGA
Molecule: messenger RNA, 1692 nt
Organism: Pistacia vera
Lineage: Eukaryota; Viridiplantae; Streptophyta; Magnoliopsida; Sapindales; Anacardiaceae
Product: laccase-11-like
Biological process (GO): lignin catabolic process
Cellular component (GO): apoplast
Molecular function (GO): hydroquinone:oxygen oxidoreductase activity; copper ion binding
Source: RefSeq, a predicted model, not a curated record